This is a messenger RNA of Megalops cyprinoides (Indo-Pacific tarpon), 6136 nucleotides long. It is a transcript of the gene dock4a, whose product is annotated as dedicator of cytokinesis 4. Bases 137 to 6028 code for a protein of 1963 amino acids. Gene Ontology annotation, molecular function: small GTPase binding; guanyl-nucleotide exchange factor activity. Gene Ontology annotation, cellular component: cytoplasm; plasma membrane. NCBI's taxonomy places the organism in Eukaryota, Metazoa, Chordata, Actinopteri, Elopiformes, Megalopidae. Gene Ontology annotation, biological process: cell chemotaxis; small GTPase-mediated signal transduction. The record is from RefSeq and is a predicted model, not a curated record. The transcript has 53 exons.
UAGUUCGCUCCAGCUCUUGAAAUCAGAACAAUGACUCCAGUUCAGCGGCAGCGGAGUCAGUAGAAUGCACUAUCAUACGCGAUUUUUGCCAAGAGGAGCUGUUUUUUAAAUACUUUUCAAUGCACAAACAGUAAAUAUGUGGAUACCCACAGAACACGAAAAAUACGGCGUCGUGCUGGCCAGCUUUCGCGGGACGCUUCAGCAUGGAUUAUCCCUGGAGAUCGGGGACACGGUGCAGAUUCUGGAGAAGUGUGAAGGCUGGUACAGGGGGUUUGUUCUGAAGAAUCCAAAUGCCAAGGGGAUCUUCCCAGCGAGCUACAUUCACUUGAAAAAUGCUCAAAUCAAGAACAAAGGGCAGUUCGAGACGGUCAUUCCCACCGAGGACGCGGUCAUCACCGAGAUGACAUCAACGCUGAGAGACUGGGGUGCCAUGUGGAAGCAGCUUUACGUGAAGAACGAAGGGGACCUGUUCCACCGGCUGUGGCACGUGAUGAACGAGAUCCUGGACCUGCGGCGGCAGGUUCUGGUGGGCCACCUCACCCACGACCGCAUGAAGGACGUCAAGCAGCACAUCACCGCCCGCCUGGACUGGGGCAACGAGCAGCUGGGCCUGGACCUGGUCCCCAGGAAGAACUUCAGUAUGGUGGACCCGGAUGACAUCAGCGUCACGGAGCUCUACAAACUGAUGGAACACAGGCAUAGGAAGAAGGAAACUCCGGUUCCUGUGAGCACGCAUCACCUGUUCGUCCACAUGAAGAGCCUGAUGAGCUCCAACCUGGGCGAGGAGCUGGAGGUCUUCUUCUACAUCUACGACAGCAGAGAGUGUCGACCGCUCAGCGAAAGGUUCUUUGUGAGGCUCAAUAAACAAGGAGUCCCCAAAUCCCCGGAGAAGACGGAGAGACAGUGCACCCUUUUUGUGGAUCUUGGGAGCAGCGAUCUAAGGAAAGAUGUAUAUAUCGUAGUUCAUAUUAUUAGAAUAGGGCGGAUGGGCGCGGGGGAGAAGAAGAACGUGUGCAGCGUGCAGUACAGACGGCCCUUCGGCUGCGCCGUGGUCAGCAUCGCCGACCUCCUGACCGCCGACUCCAAGGACGACCACCUCCUCAAGGUUUACACAUGCAACACGGAAAGCGACUGGUAUCAGAUACACGAUAACAUCAUUCGCAAGGUUAACUCCAGAUACAACCUCUCUGGCUCCAACACUGGCCUUGCGGUGUCUCUCCAGCUGCUCCACGGGGACAUCGAACAGAUCCGGAGGGAGUACAUGGCGCUCUUCACCCGGGGCGUGUCCAUCACCAACAAACUGGGCUUCUCCGAGGUCAUAAUGCCAGGUGAGAUGAGGAAUGACCUGUACAUUACUCUGGAAAGAGGAGAGUUUGAAAAAGGUGGCAAGAGUGUGGCCAGAAAUGUGGAGGUCACCGUGUAUGUGCUGGACAGCAGCGGGCAGAUGCUCAAGAACUAUGUCUGCGCAGGUUCCGGAGAGCCGGGGGGCGACGAGUACCACUCCUUCGUGCUGUACCACAACAACAGCCCCAGGUGGAUGGAGCAGAUCAAGCUGCCCAUCCCCGUGGACAUGUUCCGGGGGUCCCACGUCCGCUUCGAGUUCCGGCACUGCUCCACGAAAGAGAAGGGAGAGAAGAAGCUGUUCGGCUUCUCCUUUGUCCCGCUGAUGCAGGAGGAUGGACGAACGCUCCCAGACGGCACUCACGAGCUCAUCAUACACAAGUGUGAAGAGAAUGCUAACCUCCAGGACUCUGCGCGCUACCUCAAGCUUCCUUUCUCCAAAGGAAAUCUCCCCGGAAACAACCAGGCUGCGAAGAGCACCAAGGAGUCCCUCUGGAUAACGUCUUUCCUCUGCUCCACUAAGCUCACACAGAACGGUGAUAUGCUGGAUUUGCUGAAGUGGAGGGCCCACCCAGAGAGGAUCAAUGACAGUCUGACCAAGCUGAAGGAGAUCGAUGGUUCAGAGAUCGUCAAGUUUUUGCAGGACACCCUGGAUACGCUCUUUGGCAUCUUGGAUGAAAAUUCUCAGAGAUACGGGCUGAAGGUUUUUGACUGCCUUGUUCACAUUAUAAACUUGCUGCAGGACAGCAAAUUCCAGCAUUUUAAGCCUGUCAUGGACACCUAUAUUGAAAGUCACUUUGCGGGAGCUCUGUCAUACAGGGAUCUCAUUAAGGUGCUGAAGUGGUAUGUGGACCGCAUCGUGGAUGCAGAGCAUCAGGAGCACAUCCAGCAGGUCCUCAAGGCUACAGAGUACAUCUUUAAGUACAUUAUUCAGUCACGCCGCCUGUUCUCCCUGGCCACCGGCGGCCAGAACGAGGAGGAGUUCCGCUGCUGUGUCCACGAGCUCUUCAUGUCCAUCCGCUUCUUCCUGUCCCAGGAGAGCAAAGGGGUCAGCCCUGUCACCCAGACCCAGGCGGUGUUCUUGAGGACGUUCCCCGCGGUGUACUGCGAGCUGCUGAAGAUCUUCUCGGUGCGGGAGGUGGCCACCUUCGUGCGGGAGACCCUGGGCAGCCUGCCUGUCCUCAUGCACGCUGACUGCCCCCUGGAGGCUGUCAAGCUGCAGUGCAUCGCCAAGACUGUGGAGAGCCAGCUCUACACCAACCCCGAGUCCCGCUGCAUCCUUCUGCCCGUGGUGCUGCGCCACCUGCAGGCCCACAUGCAGGAGCAGAGAGACGUGGUGAUGUGCGCCCGCAUCCUCAGCAGCAUGUUCUCCCUCAUCAGGAAGGACAGCGCGGACAUAGCAGCCUCCGAAGAGGUGGCGAUGAUCGUGGAGAGUCUGCUGAGUGUGCUGCUAAGGACGAUAUUAGAGAUCACCAACCGGCCCCAGCCGGCGGGAACCGCCCUGCGGCUGCAAUAUCAGGACGUCACGGGAGAGUUUGUGGCCUGCCUCCUGGCUCUUCUGAGACAGAUGACAGAUAAACACUUCCAGCAACUUUUGGAAAGGUUCUCCACUAAGGAUGACUUGAGGGAUUUCCUCCUGCAGAUCUUUACUGUCUUCCGGAUUCUAAUCCGGCCGGAAAUGUUCCCAAAAGACUGGACUGUCAUGCGGUUGGUCACCAACAAUGUCAUCAUUACAACGGUGCUGUACCUGUCUGAUGCUCUGAGGAAGAACUUCCUGAAUGAGAAGUUUGAUUACAAGGUGUGGGACUCCUACUUCUUCCUCUCUGUCCUCUUCAUCAACCAGCCCUGUCUGCAGCUGGAGGGCUUCUCCCCAUCCAAGAGGAAGAAGGUUCUGGAAAAGUAUGGGGAUAUGCGCGUGAUGAUGGGCUGUGAGAUCUUCAGCAUGUGGCAGAAUUUAGGGGAGCACAAGCUGAACUUCAUCCCGGCCAUGAUCGGCCCGUUCCUGGAGGUGACCCUGGUCCCUCAGCCGGACCUCCGCAACGUCAUGAUCCCCAUCUUCCACGACAUGAUGGACUGGGAGCAGAGGAGGAGUGGCAAUUUCAAGCAGGUGGAGGCCAAGCUGAUCGACAAGCUGGACAGCCUGAUGUCAGACGGAAAAGGAGACGAGACCUACAGAGAGCUGUUCAACAGCAUAAUACCUCUGUUUGGGCCGUACCCUAGCCUGCUGAAGAAGAUCGAGAGGGAGACGUGGCGGGAGAGCGGCAUCUCUCUGAUCGCCACGGUGACCCGGCUGAUGGAGCGGCUGCUGGAUUACAGGGACUGCAUGAAGCUGGGAGAGGUGGAUGGGAAAAAGAUCGGCUGCACCGUUAGCCUGCUGAAUUUCUACAAAACAGAGCUGAACAAAGAGGAAAUGUACAUACGCUACAUCCACAAGCUGUACGACCUGCACCUGAAGGCACAGAAUUACACAGAGGCCUCCUAUACGCUGCUGCUGUACGAUGAACUGCUGGAGUGGUCAGAGCGCCCCCUACGGGAGUUCCUCAACUACCCCAUGCAGAGCGAGUGGCAGAGGAAAGAGUACCUGCACCUCACCAUCAUCCAGAACUUCGACAGGGGCAAGUGUUGGGAAAAUGGCAUCAUUUUGUGCCGGGAGCUGGCGGAUCAGUACGAGGCGUACUACGACUACCGGAAUCUCAGCAAAAUGAGGAUGAUGGAAGCCUCCUUAUAUGACAAAAUCAUGGACCAGCAGCGCCUGGAGCCCGAGUUCUUCAGAGUGGGCUUCUAUGGCAAGAAGUUCCCCUUCUUUCUAAGAAACAAAGAGUUUGUGUGCCGGGGUCACGACUACGAGCGCCUGGAGGCCUUCCAGCAGCGCAUGCUCAACGAGUUCCCCCACGCCAUCGCCAUGCAGCACGUCAACCAGCCCGACGACACCAUCUUCCAGGCUGACGCUCAGUACCUGCAGAUCUACGCGGUCAGCCCCAUCCCGGAGACCCAGGACGUGCUGCAGAGGGACGGGGUGCCAGACAACAUCAAGAGCUUCUACAAGGUCAACCACAUCUGGCGCUUCCGCUACGACCGGCCCUUCCACAAAGGAGCCAAGGACAAGGAGAACGAGUUCAAGAGCCUGUGGGUGGAGCGGACCACACUGACUCUGAUACAGAGCCUGCCUGGCAUCUCCCGCUGGUUCGAGGUGGACAAACGCGAGGUGAUAGAGAUGAGUCCCCUGGAGAACGCCAUUGAGGUGAUGGAGAAUAAGAACACUCAGCUGAGGACGCUGAUCUCCCAGUGCCAGGCGCGUCAGAUGCACAACAUCAACCCCCUCACCAUGUGCCUCAACGGAGUCAUCGACGCCGCCGUCAACGGAGGACUCACCCGCUACCAGGAGGCAUUCUUUGUGAAGGACUACAUCGCAAAUCACCCGGAGGACGGGGAGAAGAUCGGGCGGCUCCGGGAGCUCAUGUUUGAGCAGGCCCACAUUCUGGAAUACGGCCUGGCUGUGCAUGAGAAAUUCGUACCACAGGACAUGAGACCUCUGCACAAGAAGCUGGUGGAUCAGUUUCACCUGAUGAAGUCAAGUCUGGGAAUACAGGAGUUUCCUCCGUAUGUGCGUGCCAGCCCGGUCCACUUCACCAACGGCAGCCCACGCACCUGCCGCAACUCAGUGCCUAACGCCAUCAGCCCGGAGGGUGCCCGCGUGGUGGCGAGACGCAGUCCCCUCAGCUACCCGGCUGUGAACAGGUACUCCUCCUCCUCGCUGUCGUCCCAGGCCUCCAACGAAGUGAGCAACAUCACCGGCCAGUCGGAGAGCUCGGACGAAGUCUUCAACAUGCAGCCAAGCCCGUCUACCUCAAGCCUGAGUUCGAACCACUCUGCCUCUCCGAAUGUGACCAGCUCCGCUCCGUCCAGUGCUAGAGGGUCCCCGCUGCUGUCAGACAAACACAAGCAUUCCCGAGAGAACUCCUGCCUUUCGCCCCGGGACCGGCCCUGCAGUGCUGUCUUCCCAAACCCCCUGGACCCCUCACAGAGAGUGCUGCCACAUCAGAUAGGGGACAACUCCUUACCACGGAGUGACCCAAAUCUCUCCACUCCAGAGAAAGUGGUGAACCCCACCCCGAGUAGCUGGAGUCUAGACAGUGCUAAAGAAGCUAACACGCAAUUAUCAGACACUGUUGGAAAGUUGGUAUCACCCCCUGUCCCUCCUAGGCCACCGUACCCAGGGUCGCCAGCGAGGAAGCUGAGGUCACUGUCUCCUGUCCCCGCGCCAAGGUCUCCACAAAAGAACGCUGUGCCCCCCUUCACCCCGUCCCCGACCGAGUGCCAGUCGGCGGGGCUGGUGUCCAACUCGCCGGCGCUGUCCGGGAGCUACAGCAGCGGCAUCUCCUCGCUUAGCCGCUGCAGUGUGUCGGAGACGUCCGGGAUCGAGGCCGCGCCGGGAGAGCCCGCGCUCACCACCUCCGUCUCCAGCGGCUCUGAUGAGCUCAUCCGCCGCGAGAACAAGACCCCGCCCCCCUACAGCGUGUACGAGCGCACCAACCCCCGCCGCCCCGUACCCCUACCUCACAGCCUGUCCGUCCCGCCCAGCGCCGAACCCCCCGCCCUGCCGCCCAAACCCCACCAGCUCCGCACCGGCAAGGGCGAGCCCUUCCCACGCCCCCGGCCCCUCCCCAGAAAGGUGUCGCAGCUGUAGCCAUGGCGACCCCCCAGCACGUUUUGCACUCCAACACUUUCGGGGGUUCGGUGACCCCGAGUCUCCAGAGGAACGAAGAAGAGAGGAGAAUGAAGAGUUCUUUUUAGA